CUCUACCACUUGGUUCUGUAUUCUAUAACUCUACUACGAACUCUACUGGCUCUACUAUCUACCGUGCGUCUGCCUGUACUUCGUUGCGCGUCUCUUCGACCAGCGGCUUUUAGUUCGUGGUAGGCGGUUCUGGCGCAGCGCUGGUAACACCUGCACUGCCGAGACAACUCCUUCGCAAUGGACACACCACAAGCUCUUCUUCGGCGGCUAGGCGCAGGCCAACACCCGGCACGGCCAGUACUGACCCGCUCGCCAAAUCCAUGGUUGUCGCACUUGUCGAGGGACGUGGACUGGCCAGAGGCGAGAUCGGCAUGGCAUCGUUUGACAUCAAAAACCCGGAGUUGGUCUUGGCGCAGUUCCCGGACAACAGGAUGUACACCAACACCCUCAUGAGGCUCCAGGUGCUCGACCCUCACGAGAUCCUCCUGCCCAAGACGGUGUUUGAGGCCAACUCCAUGCCCCAGCUCAUGAGUCAGCUGAAGCUGGAGAUGCCAUCCAUCACCGUCACCAGCCUGGCUCGCAAGCUGUUCAACGAAAACCUGGGCAUCCAAUACGUCAGGCAGCUCUGCGUGCCCGAGUACAGUUCAGUCGAGACUGAAGUCGUCAACAAGUACUAUGCCCUGUCUGCCACGGCUGCGCUUAUCCACUACGUGGAAGUGAUGCAGAAUGUUGCUUGCACGGCUCACUCCAUCAAAGUCAUCUUCAGUACCGGCGAGGGAGUCGCUAGAAUCGACUCAACCACAAUGCACGACCUGGAGCUACUGACCAACACCGUGGAUCCCAGGAGCUCGGUGUCGUUGUUUGGUGUGCUGAACCACGCCAAGACACCAGGCGGGUCGCGGCUGAUGCGGGUGAACAUGCUGCAACCUCCACGCGACCUGGACACCAUCGUGCAGCGCCAGAAAGCCGUGCAGCAGAUUCUUGACAGCGAGGAGUUUUUCUACAGCUUCCAGUUUUUGCUGGCCAAGUUUGCGGACAUGGAGACGCUCCUGGCAGCUCUGGUGCAGGUGCCGCGUGUCGAGACCCUGCGCACCAUGGAGGCGGCCGUGCACAACUGCGUCUGCAUCAAGCACAUCCUCGAGCAUGUCGAGCCACUGCGCAUCGUGCUGGAAAAGUGCCAGGACACCCUGCUGGGGACGUAUGCAUCGUACAUCACCGACGUCCGGUAUGGCCAAAUGCAUGAAAGCAUCUGCACAGUGAUAAGGGAAGACGUCGUUUACCAGAAGGGCAUAUGGAACAGGGUCCUCCAGCUCUGCUUCAGCAUAAAGCCCGAUGUCAACGGCCUUCUCGACAUCGCCCGGAGAACGUACUCAGAAGUGCAAGAUGAUAUUCAUGAGAUGGUCGAGAAAGACAUGGCGCUGGAAUGCGCGCUGCCGCUCAGGGUGGCCUACUCCCAGCUUCGUGGCUUCUACAUCCAGAUGAACUACACUGGGAGCAUUCCCGAGCUGCCCGACAAGUUCAUCAAGGUUUCACUCACAAAGACGACCAUCUCGUUCACCACCGACAGUCUGGUGGGUUUGAAAACAUGGACAUAUCGCAUCUCAAGAUUGCGCUUAGGCCAGAAGAGCCAAUUUGAUGCACCCACACGGCUCACUAAUAAGCUCUUAGUUGCUGAAGUCUGCAAAUUUUUUGUUCUUUCUUUUCGUGCCUUGCUGUUGCUGCAAAUUCCUGUGACCAAGAUCAAGAUGAAUGACAGAGCUAGAGAGGCCAUGCACGAAAUUGCCCGCCUAAGCUCGAGUGUCCUGAGCUCUGUCCUCCACAAUGUUGUCUUGAACAUUGGCUGUCUCUACAAGCUUGCCGAGGUGGUCUCCAAUGUCGACUUCCUCCUUUCGCUGGCAGAAGCCUGCACACUGUCGGACUACGUUCGCCCGGAGUUCACUGACACCCUGUGCAUUGUUGAGGGUCGUCACCCUGUGCUGGAGAAAGUGGGCAUGCGUACUUUCAUCCCAAAUGACUCAUUCGCAAGCUCACACCACAACUGCAAUGUCAUCACCGGGCCAAACAUGAGCGGAAAGUCGACCUACCUGAAGCAGGUGGCAGCUCUGCAAGUGAUGGCCCAGCUGGGAUCCUUUGUGCCGGCCAAGUACGCAUCGUUUCGUAUCGCUGACCAAAUCUUCGCGCGCACAGGACACCGAGACGACAUCGAGACCAACUGCUCCACUUUCCUUAUGGAGAUGCGGGAAAUCAACUACAUUCUGCAGAACUUCACCGACGCAUCUCUCAUCAUCAUUGACGAGCUCGGACGAGGUACCAGCGAAGAGGAAGGUUCGGCGAUGUGCGUUGCAAUAACUGAGAAGCUGAUCAACUCCGAUGCUUUUGUGAUUAUCGCCACUCACUUUGACCUGAUGACCCAGCUGGAGUCCAUGUACCCGAACGUCAUAAACUACCACAUGGAAGUGGAGACUGAGGCAGAAGGCGAGGACAGUUCCGACGCCAGCGCCAGGAGACUGCGGUACACGCACAGGCUGGCCAGGGGAACGUGCUCCGAGCCUAACUACGGUCUGAAGCUGGCUGAGAUCUCCCAUACGCCCAGCGAUGUCCUGACAAGAGCCUACGAAGUGUCCAACCAAAUUUCAGCCAGUCUCUCUGAGAACGAAAACAGUCCACUUUUCGAAGACGACGUGGAGAGGAAGCUGCGCAGAGCUGAGAUCGAGCUCGCCGGCACGCUGAGGGUCCUCGCGCUGCACUCGAAGAUGGAAGGCGAAGAGUUGAGGCUUCGACUCCUCGAGGAACAGCGGAAGGCACGGGCUCUGGCAGACUACCGCCGGUCCCUAGCCGAAGUGGACCAAGAAUGACUCGCACUUCUAAACAUCCAAGUCAUUAUUUUUCCGUUUUAACUGUUGCUCAGCUGCCAUAAUAAAACUUGUGGUACGCAUU
Molecule: messenger RNA, 2877 nt
Organism: Dermacentor silvarum
Lineage: Eukaryota; Metazoa; Arthropoda; Arachnida; Ixodida; Ixodidae
Product: mutS protein homolog 4
Exons: 23
Coding region: 261-2795 (844 amino acids)
Biological process (GO): reciprocal meiotic recombination; mismatch repair
Cellular component (GO): nucleus
Molecular function (GO): ATP-dependent DNA damage sensor activity; mismatched DNA binding; ATP binding
Source: RefSeq, a predicted model, not a curated record